AUGUGGAACAAGAUCGAGGAGUUGUUCUGGACGAACGCCACCAUCUUCGUAGUGGGCGGCUUCUGGGGAAGGAAGAAGACGAAGAACGGCGAUUUCUUCCUCAUGCAUCUUGUUACGUUCGUUUUGUUCCUCCCGUCUCUGGCUGCGUACCCCUCUCCGACGUCGAUCAACAUUCUUCUCCGCACGUAUCUCCUCAACACGCUCGCCCUCUACGUCGCGUGGCCGCCCUCCCUUGCCAAUCGCCGGAUUCUACGACACCGACACGCCCCCUCCUGCCGACACCAUGACGAAGCCCGCGGACGGGGCGCUCGCCCCAGAGAACACGACCCCCUGCAGCGGUCGCUCGCGCACUUCGCAGCGCUGUACGGGACCACGCCCGCAAGGCGCUGGGAGGAGCUGGGCGUCGGGCUGGAGGACGCGGGCACGGAGAGGCUGGACGGGUCGCUGCUCGUGCGCACGGCGGGUUUGGCUCUGGAACGGGCGGGGUGGAUGUACGAGGGGGAGGAGAGGAAGGAGUGGGACUUUGAUGUGUUCUAUUAUGACUGA
This is a messenger RNA of Dichomitus squalens LYAD-421 SS1, 546 nucleotides long. RefSeq lists its product as uncharacterized. The record is from RefSeq and is a predicted model, not a curated record. The transcript is spliced from 3 exons. Gene Ontology annotation, molecular function: oxidoreductase activity. Lineage: Eukaryota; Fungi; Basidiomycota; Agaricomycetes; Polyporales; Polyporaceae. The coding region runs from base 1 to 546 and encodes 181 amino acids.